Messenger RNA from Sycon ciliatum, 2713 nucleotides. RefSeq lists its product as uncharacterized. NCBI's taxonomy places the organism in Eukaryota, Metazoa, Porifera, Calcarea, Leucosolenida, Sycettidae. The record is from RefSeq and is a predicted model, not a curated record. The transcript is spliced from 7 exons. Gene Ontology annotation, cellular component: extracellular matrix. Gene Ontology annotation, molecular function: protein binding. Bases 164 to 1561 code for a protein of 465 amino acids.
CCAGCUCAGAACUGCAAUUUUCAGCCAAGAGUAAACUUCCAACAACGAAUAGUCACAAGCAAUGGUGAAAGUCUUUGGCUCCAAGGAGCAGAGUCUGACACCAACUUGCCAAAAAUAACAUGCAAAAACCUUUUGCCUUUGCAAGGCAACUUUCAGCAGGGAGAUGUGUCGUGCUUGUCACCACAUUGCCAGCAAUGAUCCAUUCUGGGACUGGAAAGCACUCUGCAAUCUAGCACCAGACUGCAUUUGGCGCAUCAAUGUCACAACAAAGAGAUGCGACAUUCAGUUGCAACCAGUCAAGGGCUGCAUCACUGUCUACUACAAGGACUUCUUUGAAGGGCUCGAUGGUGUGUGCAACUUUUCCAGACUGCGCGUAAUCAGCUUCUAUGCAGUGAAGUUCUGUCCCCAUCAUGAUUCCAACCUACCAAGCAAUCUUCCACGCGAUGUUGGUGCAGCCUUGGCGGCAGUACCAACCCAGCUAAAGGUGCUCUACUUGACAAAAUGCAACCUGUGCGACGAAUGCAUAAAAGAAAUGAGCCUGGACAGCUUGAUAAGCCUGGAGGAGAUAAUGCUGUCUGGCAACUCUCUCACCGAGUUCCCAGUCAGCUUGUACAACCUGGGUGCCAACCUGCACUACAUAGACCUGUCAUGCAAUGCAUGUCUACAGCUGCAGUCCGUUGAACACUUCAUCGCAGACCGAACCGAGAGAAACCUAACGCCAUGUCUUCCUGGCCUUCAGGAGAUUAACAUCUCAAACUGCGAACUACAAUACGUACCCAACAACUGGCUGAGCACCUUCCCAAAUCUGAUCUCGCUAUCAUUCGAUCACAACGCCUUAAAGGAGAUCCCUGGAUGUCUGGGCGAAGGUCUGCGCCGCUUGCGCAGGCUAGUCGCAAACCACAACUGCAUUGUCCAUGCAGAUGUGGGUGUUCUGCGGAAACUAGCCUCUGGAGAUAUAGACUACAGUCUCAAACACAACCGCGAGGAUAUCGAGGACAUGAUUCGGGAUUGGAGGCGACGCAGUCAACAACAUGGCCAGCCUGCUGAUGAUACACAGAACCCAGCACAAGAGAGGCCAAGCAACAACGCUGCUAGCCAGCGGCAAUCCACAUCAGAGCGGGGACGCAGACCAGUACGACGCGUCACGGCGCUGGGACUAUCACCGCACCAGCGCAAGCAGCUGCGUGUGCAGUGCUACAGGAGACUGAGACUGACGAAACAACAGAAGCAACAGCCCAAGGCAAGACAUCAUACAAAGUCUACCAACGUGGGUCGGCCACAGAGACAACGUGCAGCCACAGAUCUGGAAGGACGAAGGAAAGGAUGGCGACAAGAACAACUGCUAACCUAUCUGAAACAACGGCAGCAACAAGUCAAUCAACAACAGGAUCAACAUCGACCGGCAAUCCCAAUAGAUGAAGAAAACCAGCCCAACACAGUUGACAAGCCUCCAAGUCCCGUUUGCCUAGAUACGCAUGACCCUGAUACCAGUCCAGUGAUUGCUACCAGUUUCAAGUCCACAAGCCUACCCAACACAUACAUGGGCAGUCAACUGCCUUAGCAAGCCGUCAGCGAGAUGUAUAUCCUUGAGAACAACGUGGAGAACGGUACACUACCUGUCCAAGAAUCCGACACCACACAGGAAACCAGUGCCUACGUGUGUCUACUGGGCUCUAGUGAAAAGUGGACGGCAAUCCGGAGAGACCUGGCGGAUUGCUGGUUAGAAAGAAGAGCAAGCCACAGCGGCAAACAGACCCCUGCUGCGGUCGCUCGCGCUCUGGACCUCUACACCCCGGAUGCUCCCACCAUGGAAAUACCGUUAGAAGAGACGGCAAGACAGGACGCUGGGAGGGCGAGUGCUGGGUGAAGUUCUGUAUUGCAGCACGGCCGUGUGGGACAAUCAAUAACACCUCAUGACUGGAUACUGCUCCCACAUCCACAGGCAGUUGGAAGCAAUAUACAACACUAGGUAAUAUCCAACAACGCCAAGCAGAAUUAUACAUAAAUACUAAUUCCCUCAACUAGUGAAUAUGCUACUAAUGACAGACAAUAACCACUUUCCUGCACGCCUGAACCUUUGCAAGCAUUUCUCGAAGGCUUCGAAAACCAUUGAGUUACCUGCGCAUGUAUGGCCUUCUCCGCUUUUUUCUACUCAACAUUAGCCCACUUGAACUAGGAAAAAUAGGAACGGAUUGAGCAAGAAUCACCAGCAUGAUAGUACAACAGUACCACAUGAUUGUACUGGCAUUAGCAAAUAGGCAGUACUAGAGCUUGUAGUAGUCUGCAGCUAGCAGUACACUCUAUCUCUCUCUUUUUAGGUUACAUUAACCUCUACAGAUCUCCUUGUGACACAAGGCCUUUUUGGCAGGCACAAUCUUUGUUCCAGUAACACAUUCAAUGUCUGAACACCUAAACUUCUUAAAACAUAACCGCAUAAACUAGUUGUACACUUAUAUCAAGACAACGGUAGUUUCUCUAUGUUAAAUAGUGUUUGCUAUUCUGAUCAUUCGCAGCUGCUUUAUACCAUAAUACACAGUAGUGCUGCCUGGCACAUGUAUGCACAUGUAGCAAGUGGCCAGGAGAAAGGCAGGCCAGCAACCUAACAAUGUCAUGCUUUCCUUUUCUUGAUUUCUUUCGUUUUGCUUGAACCCCUUGGAUGCAUAUUACAAAAUGUGUAACAUGAGGUACAUGUACAUUAUUUGUGUGUCAAGUA